UAGACCUGAGCUGACGACGAGAGAGGUAGUCCACCAUCUCCUGUGAAAUAGAAGAAACAGCAAUAUGCAGGAGCAAACGAUGCACCAAUGAGUCAGCUCCAGUCAUUACUCAUUCCAUGUUCUCAGGCCGAGUGUUGUACGUUCGUUGCGACCAUGUCGGCGGCAGUGGACUUCCAUUCACAGAUCGCCUCCAUCAUGGAGGUGCUGGCUAACGCGGCCGUCGCUGAAAUUUGUAAGAUUGUGGACGACGGAUACGCCGUGAUUCAUCUGGAAAUGUCCCGGAACCAGAAAGAGAACGAGUUCCUGCGGAGGAAAAUCAAACUGCUGGAGCUGCAGAUCUCCCGGUACCGAGCGGAGAGGGUGAAGGGAGCGGAGGGCUCCGUUAGCAGUCGCUUCCCCGGGGUCCGCCUCCUCAACCGGCAGAACAAGGACUCACUGGCCGGCCCCUCUCUGCAGGGCAAGACCAGGUUCCUUAACCGAGGUCCGGGGGCUCAGCAGUGUGUACAGAAGAGCCAGCCUAUCAACCUGGACCAGGAUCCUGAUCAGGAGGUUGUCACCACCACCAAAACUGAGUCAGCAGAGCCUGAGGAGGGGGAGCUGCUGAUCAUCAAGGUAGAGGGAUCUAUGGAGACCGGCGUCACCAACCACGAAGCUCCACUAGAAGCCUGUAUCAGCACCAGAGGAGAUGCCAACACCACCACUUCUAUCACUGCUGCCUUGGAGGACACCGCGGACGGACGGCUGAUUAGAUGCAGCAAUGAAACGGAGGGCCAGGGACGUCUGAAAAACACAAGCAGCCCUCAGAGCCAGGAGGAAAAGAUGGAUGAAGUGCAAGGUGACACCCGAGAGAAACACAGACCCUCCCAAACCCUGCUGGACUGGCAGGAGAGCAAUGAGACUGAAGAUAUGGAGCGGCCAUCUUGUUCCACAUACACACUAGAAACUAUAGCAGGAAACUUCAACCAAACAAGGACAAACCCUGCCUCCAGUUUCCCCACUGUUCCCAGAGUGCCCCAGUGCGACUUGGACCAGGUGAGCUAUGUGUCUAAACGGGACAUCAUUGUUAUCAACUCACAUCCACGAGCAGUGGAGGACAGCUCUGAGAGGGCACUGUCAUCUGGACGAGGUGCAGGGGGCGAAGGUGAUAAAGUGACACCUCUUGGCAGUGUGAGGUCCCAGUAUCAGCCGCUGCUAUGUAUUCAGAUCAGCGAGCCCCCCAGUGAUGUGAUGAAUGAAGGAAAUCACAUCACAACCUUUACCAGCCCCCCUGUGUCCAAGGGAACAGUGGACUCCCAGCACCAGCAAACCCUACAUUUGUGGUCUAGGAUUGGGAUGGGCAGUUCCCAUUUUUCCAGUACAGACCACCUUAAUGAGUCUGGGUCAGUACGGACCAAGCAGCUGCCCUGCCUCCCCUAUGCCUGCACCUUCUGCUCACGCCGCUACGCUCACCAGUGCCAACUGCGCAUCCACGAACGCGUCCACACGGGGGAGAAGCCGUACCAGUGCACCCAGUGCGGGAAGAGCUUCGGCCAGUUCUGCAGCCUCAAGCGCCACCAGAUGGUCCACACGGGGGAGAGGCCGUUUCCCUGCCCCCACUGCGGGAAGCAGUUCUCCACUUCGACAAACCUGAAGGUACACCAGAGCGUCCACACUGGGGAAAAGAGGUUCCACUGCUCCAAGUGUGGCAAGAACUUCUCCUUCCUCAGCAACCUGAUCAGGCAUCAGGCUCUGCACACCGCCAGCUAGAGUAAGUUACUUGAAGGGACAAAAUAACAUGAACAUUUUACAACAGGAUGCAACCAGGACAAAACCACAACAACCCAAGGCUGUUUUAUGACGUGCACAUCAGGACAGAUGAGAUCUGACAGGUCUUCUUUUCAACAGAAUUUUUCAUCAUGUGCUGUAACAUCUUACAUUCAGUGUCAUGUAUGCUUUCACUGACUAAUAAUAAUUCCUCCAUGUCACUCUGUUUCUUCUUUGGAUUCACUUUGGAAAAUGUUUCUAAAAUUCCUGCUCAUUAAAAGGAUAUUACAGUUUA
Molecule: messenger RNA, 2038 nt
Organism: Xiphias gladius (swordfish)
Lineage: Eukaryota; Metazoa; Chordata; Actinopteri; Istiophoriformes; Xiphiidae
Product: zinc finger protein 287-like
Exons: 6
Coding region: 88-1746 (552 amino acids)
Biological process (GO): regulation of transcription by RNA polymerase II
Molecular function (GO): RNA polymerase II cis-regulatory region sequence-specific DNA binding; DNA-binding transcription factor activity
Source: RefSeq, a predicted model, not a curated record